This is a messenger RNA of Ilyonectria robusta, 273 nucleotides long. RefSeq lists its product as uncharacterized. Bases 1 to 273 code for a protein of 90 amino acids. NCBI's taxonomy places the organism in Eukaryota, Fungi, Ascomycota, Sordariomycetes, Hypocreales, Nectriaceae. The record is from RefSeq and is a predicted model, not a curated record. The transcript is spliced from 2 exons.
AUGGAACACGAUAAGAAGGGAGGCAAACAGAACAAACACGACCGAUGCCCGCCCUGUAGUGUGGGUCUAUAUAUAGGAGAGCGAGUCGCCGCUGUGCCAAUCCCCGGGAACCUACCUCGGCCGUUUGAAGCUGCAUAUCUACGAUGCUGCCCAUGCAUGUUCCUCGUCGUCUUCGUGGGAUUUCCCCUCGUUCGAGUCCAGGGCAAUGUUUUGGAGUCCUUGCGGGUUGUUGCCAUCAUCGCUCGUGAGGAGAUGAAGAUCAUCGCCCUGUGA